AUGAGUAGACCUAUUAAGGAACACUGGUUAGGUGUGAAAUGGGUCUUACGGUACUUGAAGGGGGCUGCUUCAACCAAGCUGAGUUACACCAACGAAGGAGAGUUCACACUCAGAGGAUACUGCGACGCAUACUAUGCAGCUGACUUGGACAAGAGGAGGUCAAUCUCAGGCAUAGUGUUUACCCUGGGAGGUAACACAAUCAGCUGGAAAUCCAAUCUACAGAAGAUUGUAGCUUUGUCUAUAACAGAAGCUGAGUACGUUGCGUUGGCAGAAGCAACUAAGGAAGCGGUAUGGCUUAAGGGUUUGAUGAAUGAGUUAGGAUUCGAGCAGGAAGCAGUAGAGAUUCAUUGCGACUCUCAGAGUGCAAUAGCAUUGGCGAAAAAUGCAGUACACCACGAGAGAACAAAGCACAUCGAUGUCAAGUUCCAUUUCAUCCGUGAUUUGAUCUCAAAGGGCAAAAUUCGAGUAUUGAAGAUCGCUACUGAGUACAAUCUUGCAGACAUCUUCACCAAAGUUCUUCCAGUGGGCAAGUUUCAAGAAGCCUUGGAGCUGCUCAGGAUCAAGAGCACUGAGGAGAAGCCUGACUUAAGUUAUUAA
This is a messenger RNA of Microthlaspi erraticum, 597 nucleotides long. Lineage: Eukaryota; Viridiplantae; Streptophyta; Magnoliopsida; Brassicales; Brassicaceae. The record is from the annotation of a GenBank genome assembly.